GUCUUAUAUUGAAUUCUUACCACUUACAUCUCACACCCUUUCCUCCUUUCUUUCUCCUUCCCUCCCCCUAACUCUAUGGCCAAAAUACACGGUAUUGUGUGUACCUUUAAAAAAAGCAGCAUGUAGUCACAAAGAGAUUGAUGGGCCAUUCAUCCCACUUUCCUUCAUCAAUUAUCACACUAUAUCGAUAAAUAAAUUUACUUUAGAAAGAGAAAGCUUGAAAGAGAGAGAGAGAGAGAAAAAAAAAAGUAAAAAUGUGGGAAAUACAGUUAGGAUUAAUACUGUUAAUGAUGGAAUUAAUGGAUGUAAGUAACAACACAUUAGGCAAAGCAGCCAUGGCUAAAGGAUUAAGCAAUUAUAUAUUCACUACUUACACUCAUGGCAUAGCUGUCUUCUUCCUUAUUCCUCUCGCAUACCUUUACCACAGAAAUACUCCAUUAUCUCAACCCAUUGGUGUUUCUGUAAUGUUUCGCCUAUUUUUACUUGGUGUUCUCUGUUGUGGUUGCUCAAUCUUCUUGUAUCUGGGAAUACGUUAUAGCUCACCAACUCUCGCAUCAGCAAUGAAUAAUCUUUCCCCUGCUUUCACCUUCAUAAUGGGCAUCAUUUUCAGGAUGGAAAUCUUGAAUUUGAAAAGUCAAAGUAGUGUACUCAAAGCAUUGGGAACCAUAAUAUCAAUAGCAGGAGCAUUCAUAGUGACAUUGUAUCAAGGGAUGCCCAUUAUAAUAUUCUCUCCUUCACAUAACCCAUCUUCUCUUAACUCUCUUCUUGGUGACGAUAAUGAAACUCAACCAAAUUGGGUGCUUGGAGGGUUUCUUCUUUUCAUUAGUAGCUUAUUCCUAUCAUUCAUGUAUGUUGCCAAGACUUGGAUAGCAAGGGACUUCCAUUCAGAAAUACUGAUAACAUUGUUUAGCUGCCUCUUCGAAACAAUAGUGGCUGCAUUAGUUACCCUACUUCUUGAGAAUGAUACAAGUGUUUGGACCCCUACACUUGGUAUCCACUGGAUUGCUCUUCUUUAUGGGGCUCUUGACGUUGGAAUGGUAAAUGUAGUCCAAACAUGGGCAUGCGGAAAGAAGGGGCCGUUAUUUGUAGCAAUGUUUAAGCCACUUCAAAUGAUAAUUGCAGCAAUUCUAGGGGUUUCUUUCCUUGGUGAUGUUCUCCAUCUUGGAAGUGUAAUUGGAGGCACAGUAAUUGCGUUUGGAUUUUACACGGUGAUGAAGGGAAAAGCAGAUGAAGAAUCGUCGAAAGUUAUUAUUGAUGAAACAACAUUGAAUUGUAGCUCAGUAGAAAAUACAUCUCCUCAUAAAGUCCCUCUUCUCUUGAAUAAAAACAAUAUUCAUGUAUAAAAUGUACGUUCUCUAAUUGUCAUUAUAAAUUAAAAAAAAAAAAAAAAAAAAAGUUAUCUAGAGACUAGAAAUAUCAUAGUGGCAAAUGCUCAUAUUUUAUUACUAAAGUUGUAAUGGACCCUUUGGCCAUUAUCUCUAUAGUUUUACAAAAACGAUAUUGCAAA
Molecule: messenger RNA, 1507 nt
Organism: Amaranthus tricolor (Joseph's coat)
Lineage: Eukaryota; Viridiplantae; Streptophyta; Magnoliopsida; Caryophyllales; Amaranthaceae
Product: WAT1-related protein At3g28050-like
Exons: 7
Coding region: 255-1343 (362 amino acids)
Cellular component (GO): plasma membrane
Molecular function (GO): transmembrane transporter activity
Source: RefSeq, a predicted model, not a curated record